This is a messenger RNA of Liolophura sinensis, 2458 nucleotides long. RefSeq names its product vacuolar protein sorting-associated protein 51 homolog. Gene Ontology annotation, cellular component: membrane; EARP complex; GARP complex. NCBI's taxonomy places the organism in Eukaryota, Metazoa, Mollusca, Polyplacophora, Chitonida, Chitonidae. The record is from RefSeq and is a predicted model, not a curated record. Bases 2 to 2371 code for a protein of 789 amino acids. The transcript has 20 exons. Gene Ontology annotation, biological process: Golgi vesicle transport; retrograde transport, endosome to Golgi; Golgi organization.
AAUGGCUGCUCCUUCCGAUACGUUGACAGAUGAGGACGGGGGUCAAGGAGGGGAGGAGACGCGCCGACGACGGCAUGGCAUGCUGAAGAUUUAUUACGGGAUGGACGCCGAGUCCAAGGGGGAAGGGGCUACAUCAGACCCCUGUGACAUUAAUGGAGCCCACUUCCAGCCAGACAUCUUUCUGACGAAAGUGAUCAAGGAGAAAUCAUUGACAGAGCUGAUGGACAAGGAGCAUGAGAUGGUGAAGCAGAUCAAGGCCCUGGAUAGUGACAUGCAGACCCUUGUGUACGAGAACUACAACAAGUUCAUCAGUGCCACUGACACCAUCAGAAAGAUGAAGAACGACUUCAGAAAGAUGGAGGAUGAGAUGGAUCACCUAGCCACCAACAUGGCCUCUAUCACGCAGUUCAGUGCCAACAUCAGCGACACACUUCAGGGUCGCCGGCAGCAGAUCAUCAAGCUUUCUGGGGUUCACUCCCUCCUCAAAAAGCUGCAGUUUUUGUUUGAGCUACCUGCCAGGCUCAACAAGUGCAUAGAGAUGCAGGCAUACAGUCAGGCUGUUAGGUAUUAUGCUAAGGCCAAGAAGGUGCUGCAUCACUAUAAGCACAUGCCAAGUUUCCAGGGAAUCCAUGAGGAUUGUGUACAGAUUAUAACCCAGCUGGCAGCUAAACUGCGGGAGACUUUCAAGGACAAAGAUUCCUCCCCCAAGCAGCUGACAGAGUGCGUGGACUUGUUGUUACAGCUGAAUGAGCCAGCAGAAGAGCUCUGUGAUGAGUUUCUGGAUCAUGCCCGUCACAAGCUGUCAUCUGACCUGUCUGAGCUGGACACUCAGAUACGUCUACAGGCUGGGGAGGAAGUGGUCACUGAGGGGGACACUAGUGCCCAGACUUACCUUAAUGCUCCUAUGGACAUUUUGGAGUUUGUGGACUCUGGCUGUAACAACUUCCUCAGCAACAUCUGUCUGCUCAUCGCCUCCUACAAUGACAUGUUCCUCAACAGACAGCAGGAUGAUGAGGGCCUAGAUGCCAUAGCAUUGAAGAAACUGGUGAACUUUGUAAACUGUUUGAUGGAGCAGUACUUUGGAUUUGUACAGAGGAGAGUUUUGCUGGAGAAAGAAACUGGAGACAACACAAUUCUGGUGCGGGCAUUGGAUCGUUUUCACCGGCGUCUUCAAGCCAUGAACAAGCUGAUUCCCAACACAGACUUCUCCAGGGCAGGCACUGAGAUUGUAUCCAAGGCUGCCAAAGACAGGACUGCCCAUUACCUUCAGACUCUCAAACAGCACUUCUCAGACUGCUUGACCGAUGUGCGUCAGAAUCUAGCAGCACCUCGUCUCCUGGGCAAAAAUGAAGGUGGUGCUAACCUUACAGAGCUCCUCAACACCACAAUGACCUCUAUCCUCGAUCAGAUCAAGUCGGUGUUGGCAAACUUACAGGCCUUCAUAUCCCCAGACAUAACAUUUGCGAUGAAGCCCUAUUUCCGUGGUCCAUUCUGUACCCAGGAUGUGAGGGAGGGCUUAGUUGUGGCUUAUCUACAUCAUAUCAACCAAGUCUGUCAUGAUUUCUGUGAAGGAGUCAAUGACAGAGUCUCCGUUCCUCCUGCCCUGCUUCUUAUCCUCGCCAGACUCUGCCAGGAUUUUGAUAACUCCACCAUCUCGUAUCUAAUCACCCUGACAGAGGAACAGUUUAUGCUAGCUGAUAAGACACCCAUGAGUUCUGUAACAGAACUCACCAAUGAAUCCAAGGCCACAGCCCAGAAGCUGCUUAAUCAUUAUGUCAGGGUUCAGGGCCUGACUAUAUCACAGAUGCUAAGGAAAAGUGUGGAGACGCGUGACUGGCUAAACACAAUAGAGCCACGGAAUGUGCGAGCCGUGAUGAAGCGAGUGGUGGAGGACAUCACAGCCAUUGACAGCCAGGUGGGUCAGCUGUACGAGGAGGGAGUGAGGAAGGAGAGGAGCAGUGACUCCAGCCGCAGGACUUUCAGCCACAGUGUGUCCACCCAAAGGAGGCCCCAGUACUUUACGCCUAGUGUUGACAACAGCCUAAUGAGUAACAUACAGAAGCUAUUCUCUGAGAAGAUCGAGAUCUUCAGUGCUGUAGAGUUCUCCAAGGUGUCCGUGCUGACUGGGAUCAUCAAGAUCAGUCUGAAGACAUUCAUGGAGUGUGUGAGGCUGCGGACGUUUGGUCGCUAUGGUUUACAGCAAGUACAAGUGGACACACAUUACCUUCAGCUGUACCUGUGGAGGUUUGUCUCUGAUGAGAACCUUGUACAAGUGUUAUUGGAUGAGAUAGUCUGCAGUAGUGUUCACAGGUGUCUAGAUCCAGUCAUGAUGGAACCCAGUGUGAUAGACCUGAUAUGUGAGAGAGGCUGAAAGGGGAAGACUAACCAAACACACUUUCACAAAGACGUCGGACUUGUACGAUAUUGCACACAUGGGACAGUAGUAUGUUAAUAGUGA